Molecule: messenger RNA, 2096 nt
Organism: Gymnodraco acuticeps
Lineage: Eukaryota; Metazoa; Chordata; Actinopteri; Perciformes; Bathydraconidae
Gene: castor1
Product: cytosolic arginine sensor for mTORC1 subunit 1
Exons: 9
Coding region: 214-1209 (331 amino acids)
Biological process (GO): cellular response to L-arginine; negative regulation of TORC1 signaling
Cellular component (GO): cytosol
Molecular function (GO): arginine binding
Source: RefSeq, a predicted model, not a curated record
UGAAUAUACAGUAGUUCUACGAGGCUGGAGUCGGAUUGCGUCGGAUGUUUUUCGCCUUGUGAGAGGAGCACAGCGGGACAUGUUGGUCGUAGUCGUCGUUAAUGCUCAUCAUCCAGGCCUAUAUUUAACAUUUGAAUGAUACCACUCAGCUAGGAAGGCGUUUUCUCCGCCGUAUGCACACUCGAGGAGACGACACUGCACGCUAGCGACAAUAUGGACUUGCACAUAUUGGACCACAGGCUCCGAGUCAUCAGCAUAUCCAAGAAUGGGCUGGUGAAUUUCACACACCCCCUGAUUAAACUGAUAUUCCUCCGGAACAGGACACGAUGCAAGUUUUUCAGUCUGACAGAGACACCAGAGAACUACACAGUUGUCCUUGACGAGGAAGGUUUCAAAGAGCUCCAGCCCUCAGAGCAUCUGAUGGUGGAAGGCUCCAUCUGGCUGCCGCUCAACGUGGCCUCCAACGGCAACGCCUCCAGCAGCUCGCAGGCUGUCGGCGUGACCAAGAUCGCCAAGUCGGUCAUCGCCCCUCUGGCAGAGCAGCACGUCUCUGUCUUCAUGCUCUCCACUUAUCAGACCGACUUCAUCCUGGUGAAAGAGAAAGACCUGUCUGUAGUCAUCAGCACUCUGGAGGAGGAGUUCAAUAUCUACAAGGAGGUGGGAGGAGAGUCGGUCCCCAUACACUGUCAGGAUGUCCCCAACGGCCUCCAGAAGAACGGCAAAGAAGCCAUCCAGCCCACGGUCCACCCGGUGGUGAUCCCUAAGAACCAGUUCUGUGUCAUGUCUCUGGACCCAGACACUCUGCCGUCCAUCGCCACCACGCUCAUCGACGUGCUCUUUUAUUCCAACAGUCCUAAGGAGGAUGCUGCCAACCAGGGUUUGGACUGCAUCAAGUUCUUCUCCUUCUCCCUCAUCGAUGGCUACAUCUCACUGGUGAUGGACACCGAGGCUCAGAGACAGUUUCCUGCUGACCUCCUCUUCACCAGCUCCUCUGGGGAGCUGUGGCGAAUGGUUCGUAUCGGGGGACAGCCGCUGGGCUUUGAUGAAUGUGGAAUAGUGGCCCAGAUAUCUCAGCCUCUGGCAGACAGCGACAUCUCGGCCUAUUACAUCAGUACCUUCAGCUUCGACCACGCUCUGGUCCCAGAAGAGGACAUAGUGAGCGUAACAGACAUGCUCCAGCACCAGAGGAAAGACCCAGCAGCCAGUUGAUCUCUGACGUCCCGUCUGAGCUGGAUGACCCAUCGCCUCUCACUCCAGCGGCCAAUGGUGGCACGGCAGCAGGAGGAGAGGCUAACCCUGUGCCUAGACUAGCACUGCAUCGCCAGCAGUAUUAACGACUACGGACUUGCCAUGAACACCAGAAGCGCUUCUCGAUGGUGUGCACACAGUUUGUCUCCUCCUGUCUUACCUAUCUAAGGCGGGAUGCACUGAAUCCCAGGGGGCCCACAAGCUGACACCUGCACAUCAAAAUGCACAAUCACUCCAAAACACAAACACUCACACAUUCAAAUUCACAAGCACAAAGUCAGAUGAGUGACCUUUUCUCUCGAAUGCAGAUAUCUCUUGGUUUAGGUUGAUUUUGUUAUAAUAUUAUUUAGCUGUAAAGCAGAACGCCUUCACAUACAUUUCACCAGUGCUAUAAAUGCACAACUUAGUCUUCCGGGCCAUGUGUCUAAAUAACAUCUUAAACAUUUAAAGCCAUUCGCAAGAAUUGCAAUUAUCCUUUUUGUGGAACUGAAAGUGUGAAUUGUGAGAAAGUUAAUCUUACAAUACUUUUCAAGCAACAAAAGUGAGUCUUCAAACAGGACUCACUCGUUCUGGUCUGAGGCGAAUGUGUAGGUAGUUCUUAUUAAAACUACUACAAAUGCUGUCAAGCAGGACAGAGGCUUGGUCAGUGUUUUUUUUUUAAGAGGUCAGUGGUUCUUUACUUUAGUAUUACCCUAGGUCAAUAACACUAUGUCUUAUUUCUUUUUGUUAUUUGCACAAUACACUUUUUAUUUAGCUCACUCAGACAUUUUCUUUGGUACAAGUUUUGUACAAUUUGAAGUAAACGUAUUCUGUAAACAUUUGUAAUUUUUGUGCUGCUUCAUUCAAUA